Metarhizium brunneum ARSEF 3297 is the source of this 729-nucleotide messenger RNA. RefSeq lists its product as uncharacterized. NCBI's taxonomy places the organism in Eukaryota, Fungi, Ascomycota, Sordariomycetes, Hypocreales, Clavicipitaceae. The record is from RefSeq and is a predicted model, not a curated record.
AUGAAAACUUUCAGAAACAGCAAAGGGGGUGAUGUACAUGGCAGUUCCUUAUUCCAGGAGCUAGACACCAGACGACUUGGAUUGGAAGCUUAUCUUUGGAAUUUCCUCUUCGAUGUCGUUUUCGACUCGAACAGCGAAACUGAUGCCGCCAGAACGAGGACGACCUUCAAGAGACAUAGAAAGGACUAUGCCAAGUUGAAGAUAGAAGAUUCGUCUCAAAUCGCGCCUGUCUAUGACUGGUUGCAGUCAGGCUGGCCCAUAACCAAGCCAAUAACACCCGACUCUGUCAAUGAGCUCUUACGAAAGGACAGCGAAGAAAUUUGCCAAAUGAUUCAUGGCAAUGAUGGUAGAGAGCGCUCAGAUAGUCGGGCGGAAUCACGCGAAGAGCUCCGAGACAUACUUUCUCUGGCCCUGGAGCUAGAUGAAAUGAUCAUGACCUCGCGGGCCAUGAUCACCGUGGUAUGGCCCGGUGAGGUACUUGAGAUUAACGCAGGCAACUGCACCGAGUACCGAGAGUGGUACAUGGAGGCCAUACAGGAAGAGAGAGAGCCCGGCGAGAAUGUGAGAUUGAAGUUGUGCGUUACGCCCAUACUUUUGAAGAAAGGCAAUGCGAGAGGGACCAACUACGAGUCUCAGAUUGUGCUUGUCAAGGGCGAUGUUGUUGUGGAUUAUGGACCUAGUCAGGGGAGUACGAAACCUGUCCAGACUCAGGAAGGUACCGUACAGUGA